AUGAACCUCAACCUCUCCGGCACGGUGAACGUGUUCAAGCUCUUGUUCAAGCCCACGCUGUGUCUGCCGCAGCACACGGUCGCGACGUUCAACGACCUGCCCAUCCCGUUUGAAAAAGCCUUUGAGGGCCAGAAUCGGAAAUGCGACAUCAGGGCCGUGGUGCUCGACAAGGACGACUGCUUCGCGGUUCCCCACACGAAUGAGGUCCACAAGCCCUACAAGGAGCGUUUCGAGCAGCUCAAGGCCGCGUAUCCCGGCCGCCGGCUGGUCAUCGUCUCCAACACGGCCGGAGCGACGUCCUAUGACAGCUCCCUCAAGCUGGCCAAGGAGUUGGAAGAAGCCACCGGCAUCACCGUCUUACCUCACAAGACCAAGAAGCCCGGCUGUGGCUCCGAGAUCAUGGAGUACUUCCGCAAGCACCCCGAAACGGGCGUCUCCCAUCCGUCCCAGGUUGCCGUCGUCGGCGAUCGCUUGACCACCGACAUGAUGCUGGCCAACAUGAUGGGCGGCUGGGGAUUUUGGAUUAGGGAAGGAGUUGUUGCCCCCGAGAAGAAGAGCAUUCUCUCGAGACUUGAAUGGCGGCUGGCAGCAGCGUUGACUGCCAGGGGGUACAAAGCAGCCGACCCCCAGAGUCCUUUUGAGUAG
Messenger RNA from Colletotrichum scovillei, 645 nucleotides. RefSeq names its product HAD superfamily phosphatase. Gene Ontology annotation, molecular function: phosphatidylglycerophosphatase activity. The transcript is spliced from 3 exons. The coding region runs from base 1 to 645 and encodes 214 amino acids. Lineage: Eukaryota; Fungi; Ascomycota; Sordariomycetes; Glomerellales; Glomerellaceae. The record is from RefSeq and is a predicted model, not a curated record. Gene Ontology annotation, biological process: cardiolipin biosynthetic process. Gene Ontology annotation, cellular component: mitochondrion.